This is a messenger RNA of Acaulospora colombiana, 192 nucleotides long. Lineage: Eukaryota; Fungi; Glomeromycota; Glomeromycetes; Diversisporales; Acaulosporaceae. The record is from the annotation of a GenBank genome assembly.
CCGCCAAAUUUAAGCGACGUGAAGCCAAGUUCUACUAUCCAAGACCAGCGAGAUGAGGUCAAAUCCUAUUUCACGAAAGGAGAUUAUAUAAAAGCACUAGAGCUUUACGAAGUCAUUCUUAAGGAUCCUCAGCACACACCAGAAGACGAAAAGCUUGCUACAAAUUGGGAUCUAAGAUGCAAAAAUCUUGAU